UACGGAAGUGGGAUUCUCUUCUGUCAGAAGUAAAAAGUAUCAGGACGUCGCGUUGUUUGUUUCUCGGCCACAAGCCCAAGAUGGCCUCAAGCAGUACAAGCAGUGAGGAAGAGCAGAGCCUCAGAGAGUGUGAGCAGUAUGUGCAGAAGCACAACAUUCAGCAGCUGCUUAAAGACUGCAUCAUCCAGCUGUGCACGGCGCGGCCCGAGCAGCCCAUGGCCUUCCUCAGAGAGCACUUUGAAAAACUCGAGAAGGAGGAGGCCAAGCAGUUGGCUUCACAGCAGAAGUCUAGCUCAUGGUCAGACUCCCGUGAAGAUGAGGUUUCUCCACCCAUGAACCCUGUGGUGAGGGGUCGGAGCCGGAGAGGAGCUAUAAGUGCUGAGGUGUACACUGAGGAAGACGCAGCCUCCUAUGUCAGAAAGGUCAUCCCAAAAGAUUACAAGAGCAUGGCUUCCCUGUCCAAAGCCAUGGAGAAGAAUGUUCUCUUUGCUCACUUGGACGACACUGAGAGAAGUGACAUCUUCGACGCAAUGUUUUCUGUCAACUACAUUGGUGGAGAGACGGUGAUCAUACAAGGUGAUGAGGGAGACAACUUCUACGUUAUUGACCAGGGAGAGAUGGACAUAUAUGUGAACAGUGAGUUGGUGACCAGUAUUGGUGAAGGAGGUAGUUUUGGGGAGCUGGCUCUGAUCUACGGGACCCCCCGAGCAGCCACAGUCCAGGCUAAGUCGAAUGUCAAGCUAUGGGGCAUCGACAGAGACAGCUACAGGAGAAUACUGAUGGGGAGCACUUUGAGAAAGCGCAAGAUGUACGAGGAGUUCCUAAGCAAGGUGUCGAUCUUAGAGUCUCUGGAUAAGUGGGAGCGUCUGACGGUGGCUGAUUCCCUGGAGAAGGUGCAGUUUGUGGACGGCCAGAAAAUAGUGGUGCAAGGAGAACCUGGUGAUGAGUUCUUCAUCAUCCUGGAGGGGACGGCAGCGGUGCUUCAGAGACGGUCAGUGGACGAGGAGUUUGUGGAGGUUGGCAGACUUGGUCCCUCCGAUUACUUUGGUGAGAUCGCCUUGCUGAUGAACCGGCCCCGCGCGGCCACUGUUGUUGCGUGUGGACCCCUCAAGUGUGUGAAACUGGACCGGCCGAGGUUCGAGCGAGUCCUUGGUCCAUGCUCUGACAUCCUGAAGAGAAACAUCGAGCAGUACAACAGCUUUGUUUCCCUUUCGGUCUGAUCUCGUCUGAUGCAGGGUCCCUCAGCAAACAUCUGCUACUCUCUCAUAUGUAACCACACCCUCAUGAUCCCUUCUUAUUUAUUGUGGGUUUUUCCUUUGUAAUCAGAAGAUAGACUGCGCUGCUGAAGCUGUAAUCCCAAUACCAAAUAAGUGUGUGCAUACACUUACGUAGAACAUAGAACUGAAAUGAAAUAAUGGUGUAUGACUGACUGAGCUCAGAGAUCAGUCACCAUGCUGUCAGGUCAGUGUAUUUAUAGAACACAUUUUAAAACAGGCUGAAGUGAAAAACAUUCAGACAGUUACAAUGAGAUUAUUCACAUAAAAAUUCUGCAAAUAAUCAAUAAGAAAUAUGAACUCUUCUAUUGUCACAGUAGAACCUCCACAGUGUGAUGAGCAUAACAACAAAUGUUAUGCUUGGCUUUGCAGCAUUGAGUCAAACGUGUAGGUGUGAAUGCAGUCAGUCGGCUUGCUAUGCACAUCUUAAGACUUCAAUAAGAUACAGUGACUGAUAGUUUCAUGCUAAAUGUGGAUGUUUUUUAAGCUUUUUUGGGCUGCUUCUCUUUUCCGUUUGUCCAGAUACUUUGUCAAAUUAGCAGAAGGGUUUUGGGGUGGCAGUGUAGACAACCGCAUUGGUCCAGACUCUAAAAUGUCAGAUACAUUCUCUGUAACAUUCGUUAUCCGGGUGCCCCUCUGGAUGAACUUUAGUAACUGUGGGCAUCUUCUGACUGUCAUCUACCGCCAUCAUCAGGUCAAUAUUUUCGUAUUUUGGUGAACAUGCUAAACAUGAUACCUGCUGCACACCUGUCAUUUUGCCACUGUCAACAUAUUGGCAUGUUGUCUUUAGCCUCAUUAGCAUAGCUGCAGACACUUAAGGCCUGGGUUUGUAGUUUUUUAGUUUUUUUAUAUCUAUUUUUAUAUGUUGUUGAUUUACCUUAUAGACACACUUUUCGGAGUUGCCUUGACACGGACAUUCUCACUUUGCCUGCAUCUAGUCUAAGAGUAUGACAGAACUACCAGCAGUUCACCCACAGUAGGGUUUUUUUAAACCUUUUUUUAAAUGAGAAAAUGCACAAUUAUGUUCAGAUUCAGCUUAAACACUCGGCCAUUUAUCAUUCUGUCUCAUGGUUUUCAUUGCUCAUUGCUAAAUGGGAAUGUAGCUUUGAUUUCAUCAUUUUUGGUUCUUUUUCAGGUUCUUACAUUUCACUGAGCAAUUUUACAUCAUUAUUUAAUUAAUAAUAGGGUGAAUAAGAGUGAGAACAUUUCCAGUACAUCCUAUCUUUGUUUUCUUUCUGCUCCUCAGAUGUGAUCACUUCAUGUCAAAUGCUCCAUAUUUACUUUUCAGUUACUACUAACUGAUUCUGCAAAUAUCCCUUUAACUCCACUGACCGGAUCACAGUUGUUCUAUUUAGCCCUCUGCUACACAUAUAUAAAAGUAAAUAACUAUAUUUUUGCACAUUUUGUUAUACACAAAACUAUAUUAUGGGAAAGAAAAUGUUUAUAUGCUGGUAAGUUCAGUGUUUGUGGGCGUCUUAUCCCAUCCUUUAAGAGAAUGUAGGUCAGUUCUUACAGACAACAACACCACAACAAAACUUAAAACAAAAAUUGGUCUCUUUUGUCUGCCAUUUAGAUGAGAGCUGUGGGUGAUGCAUGUAUCUGUCAGCGUCAACCAUUUUUCUGCAUUAAUACAUGGAAGACAAUUCAUCACAGCUAUGUUCCAAAUAUAAUUGAGUUCAAAAUUAGACCUAAAGAGAUGUUGCUGGGGAGGUUUUGAUUGGUUCAGUUUAAAAAAACAACUUUGUAUCAGCAACUGAAAGUGGGUUCAAAAGACAUUAAAUGGCUUUGUGAUCAUACAUGUCAGUAAUGAUGAGCUCACGUUUUAGGCUGUUAAAUGUUACCGUAUAAAUUUGCAUUUAUUAGUUGAAACAAUGGACUUUUGAAUGAGGAUCCCAGUAAGUUAGUUGUGCAUUUACCUAAAGUUGGGAGACAUGUGAGAGACCGAUUUAAAGAAAAAAAAAAAAAAGUUAGCAUAAUAAAUAUAUUUAUAUAUUCAGAAAUGUUUUCAAAAGCCUAAAAAGGUACAGAUGCAGCCAUACAGGAAGUUUGGGCUGAACUUCAUUACAUGACCACAGAAUAAGUGAAGAAGAGGUUGGAUGUCUUGUUUGGGACAGACUGCACAGUGGACACAUUCCAGAUGACUUCGGCAAACUGAGCUCCACCAGUAAACUUGCCUUAUGCUCGCCACUGAUCCUUGUCACUCUGUUUUGUUCUGUUACAUCUUCUUAUCCAGUGUUUUCUUACAUUCCCUCAGAGGUCAUUACUGCAGCCAGUGCAGGUCAUGGUUAGUUUUUGCCUUGACAUUUAUUUAGUUUGAUGUGUUUUUGUGAUAAACGUGCAUCCAGAGUGUUGAACCGCUCCAAUCUGGUCUUGUUCACUAGCAUGGCACUCGUUGGCCAUGUGUACGGUAUGGUGUCAUCUUGACUUUGGUACUGUAUUAUUUAUUUUAAUCAUUACACUUAGAGUAUUUGUCACUGACUGCUGUCUUCACACAGAGGUAACACUGCGCUGUGCUUAGUGAAACACAUGCAGCUGUCUGCCAUCUCAGAGGACCAGUGUUUUUUUUUUACAGUUUGUAUGCCUUCCUUAGAGUGAUUGGAGUGACUGCUCUUCAAUGUUCCUGUGUUUCUCUGUAGGACUUCUUCACAACAGGUCAAGCAAUAAAAAGAUCAGUGUUUUCA
Molecule: messenger RNA, 3955 nt
Organism: Platichthys flesus (European flounder)
Lineage: Eukaryota; Metazoa; Chordata; Actinopteri; Pleuronectiformes; Pleuronectidae
Gene: prkar1aa
Product: protein kinase, cAMP-dependent, regulatory, type I, alpha (tissue specific extinguisher 1) a
Exons: 11
Coding region: 81-1220 (379 amino acids)
Biological process (GO): regulation of protein phosphorylation
Cellular component (GO): cAMP-dependent protein kinase complex
Molecular function (GO): cAMP-dependent protein kinase regulator activity
Source: RefSeq, a predicted model, not a curated record